This is a messenger RNA of Paramisgurnus dabryanus, 1089 nucleotides long. NCBI's taxonomy places the organism in Eukaryota, Metazoa, Chordata, Actinopteri, Cypriniformes, Cobitidae. The record is from RefSeq and is a predicted model, not a curated record.
CCACAAAAAUCUAUUUACAGUAGGUUGUGAGCGGAUAAAGUGUAUCCGUUUAGAUUAAAACUGGCUUUCACUGUAACGAAAAGCUUUAUCUGGCUGGAUUUCUUUAAUAAUAAACUACAGUUUUUGGCUAUAUUGCAUUAGUUAUUCGUCGCCGAAACGUUCCAUUCGUCUUUUUCAUCUGCUGAAGCUGAAGACCGAAAAAGAUGUCUUCUGAUGAAGACAGAGCGAAGGAGAUUCUGAAGGGGUUUAAACUAAACUGGAUGAAUCUUAGAGAUGCAGAGACAGGGAAGGUUCUCUGGCAAGGAACUGAAGAUCUCUCCCUUCCUGGGGUAGAACAUGAAGCUCGGGUUCCUAAGAAGAUUCUGAAAUGUAAAGCGGUUUCCAGAGAGCUGAAUUUCUCUUCAGCGGAAAAACUGGAAAAAUUCAGACUGGAGCAAAAAGUUUUCUUUAAAGGACAGUGCCUAGAAGAGUGGUUCUUUGAGUUUGGGUUUGUAAUUCCUAAUUCUACAAAUACGUGGCAGUCUUUGAUAGAAGCUGCACCAGAGUCACAGAUGAUGCCUGCAAAUGUUUUAACUGGUAAUGUUGUUAUAGAGACCAAGUUUUACGAUGACGACCUUCAUGUCAGCACAUCCAGGGUACGACUCUUUUAUGUCUGAGGAAAUGAGGUCUUAAUUUUUUUACUUUCACUCUGGAGGAUGCGCCCAACACUACGAGUUUUAAUAGCCAGAGGAAACGCUCUACAUGCUGAGUAUUUAUGAGGGACAGCGACAAAGGCAUUGAAAGGAAUAUUUCAAUUAAAUCCCCUUUUUAAGUCGAACGAUCACACCAGUUUUAUGGCAGAUAAAGACUUGUACAUAAGAGCUGUGAUGCUCAAGACAACCUGGUUGUGUAAAUUUCUGUUUGUAUAUUUUCUCCUCCUUCUGUAAUUGAAUCAUGCAAUGUACACUGCUUCCUUUUUGGCUGUUUUUGAAAGGUUAAGCCUUUGUGGUUAUUCAUGGUUUUGUUUCGUUUUUUUAGCCAGCAUUGUAAAAUAGGCUGUGUUUUUAAAUACAUUGUGUAGUUAUGGAUUAAAAUAUUGAUAUUACUAAA